Platichthys flesus (European flounder) is the source of this 2666-nucleotide messenger RNA. It is a transcript of the gene dbnlb, whose product is annotated as drebrin-like b. The transcript has 15 exons. The coding region runs from base 93 to 1526 and encodes 477 amino acids. Gene Ontology annotation, molecular function: actin filament binding. Gene Ontology annotation, cellular component: postsynaptic density; actin filament; postsynaptic membrane. Gene Ontology annotation, biological process: regulation of actin filament polymerization; positive regulation of axon extension; neuron projection morphogenesis. The record is from RefSeq and is a predicted model, not a curated record. NCBI's taxonomy places the organism in Eukaryota, Metazoa, Chordata, Actinopteri, Pleuronectiformes, Pleuronectidae.
AGCUGAAAGUCAGCAUCAUCCUCGACGCUCCUCCCCUCGGUAGGAAGGGCGCAUCCCGAAUAGCUAGCAGGCUAGCUGUACUCAGUAGAACGAUGGCAGUCAACCUCAGCAAAAAUGGCCCAGCGUUAACGGCAGCAUUCAAAGAAGUGGUGGAUGAAAAAUCCAGCACCAACUGGGCCUUGUACACUUAUGAGGGCAACAGUAAUGAUAUCCGCCUGGCAGAAAAAGGAGAUGGAGGCCUGGAGGAGCUGGUUGAGGAGCUCAACAGUGGAAAAGUGAUGUAUGCUUUCUGCCGGGUGGAGGAUCCAAACUCUGGUCUGCCUAAAUAUGUCCUCAUCAACUGGACUGGGGAAGGAGUGAAUGACUCAAGAAAAGGAUUAUGUGCAAAUCAUGUCAGCUCCAUGGGCAAUUUUCUCAGGGGGGCCCAUGUCACAAUAAAUGCCAGAGCAGAGGAGGAUGUGGAACCCGAGGUGAUCAUGCAAAAAGUGGGCAAAGCCUCAGGAGCCAACUACAGUUUCCACAAAGAAACUUCCAGCCGCUUCCAGGACAGUGGUCCUCAGGGUCCUGUGGGCUCAGUGUACCAAAAGACCAAUGCUAUGUCUGAAAUCAGAAAGACCAAUAAAGACAACUUCUGGGCUCAGGCAGAGAAAGACGAGGAGAAACGUCGCCUGGAGGACCGGCGCAGGGCAGACGAGGAGCGCCAGCAGCUGGAGAAAGAGAGGAAAGACCGCGAGGCCAAGGAGGCGGUUGUGAGGGAGACGAGGGACAAGGAGAAGUCCUCUCAAAUCGAUCAUCAAAAGAAGAGCCAGCAGAAGCAGGAGGCUGACAGCAAAGAGAUGGAGAAGCAUCGCUGGGAGGAGCAGGAGGAGAAGGAAGCAGUGCAGAGGAAGUCAGUCAAGAGAGGUGUAUCUCUGGAGAAGGCCAACGAGGCUGCUUCUCUCAUCUCUCAGCGUGCUAUGAACCCUAGAGAGAUGUUUAAGCAGAGAGAGAGGGGAAUCGCUCCGGCUGAGCCAGACGUUCCCGCAGCUGCCCCUGUCAGCCCCCAGCCAGGGCGUCUGCAAAGCCCGUUUCUUUCUAAGCCAGCUUUUGAACAUGAGCCAGCCAGCUCACCUCAGCGCCAAGCUUCGCCUGUGCCAGCAGGCUCCGCCUCUCCUGUCCAUGCUACAGAGCCUGAUGUGGAUGAUGGGCAGUCCAGGUGUGAGUAUGAUGAGCAAGAGGCAGCCCCCCAGGAGCAGUUGAAAGAGGAGGCACCAGCUGUCAGCUCUUCCGUCCAGGAGACGGCGUUUGAAGAGCCUGCUCAGGUGGAGGAGAUUAGCUCAUAUGAGGCAACUCCUGAGGAGGCCUCUGACAAAGGCCUCUGUGCCAGAGCCUUGUAUGACUAUCAGGCUGCCGAUGACACAGAAAUCUCGUUUGAUCCCGAAGACCUCAUUGCCGGGAUCGAGAUGAUAGACGAGGGCUGGUGGCGAGGCUAUAGCCCUGACGGCCAUUUUGGAAUGUUUCCAGCCAAUUAUGUGGAGCUCAUCUAGCCCAGAGCCCUCCCAGUUCCCCGCCCCGACCCACACAGAUCAUCCCACUGACAGCCUCAGAGGACCUCUGCAACAGAACAACACAGCAACGUCUGUCCUCGCACAAAAGCAAUCAGGCCGAAAUGGAGCAAACAAGCCGCCACAUCACAGACCAAUGAACAGAUGGUAGUCGUAGGCCAGAAUCUUUUGAAAUCUCUCUUAAAUCAAGAAAGAAAUUCCAUUGAAUUAUUGAUGUUGGAAGAAACUGUUGGCUUAGUUUAUGGAUUUGUGAAAACCCAUAAACUGAUCACAACUCCCUCCUACUCCCCCUAAAAUGAGUCUUUACCUGUAAAUGUGAUGGAGUACAGUAUCUGCCUUUGUUCAGUCUUAAAUUCAGUAGAGAGCUGAAAAGCACUUCUAGUUCACAUUCCUUACAAAGUGACCUCAGUUCUAUUUGAGGUAUUAUUUAGUUUUUACUUGUAUGCGCCUGUACAUUUCAGGAAAAAAAAUCUAAAAUUGUGGUACCAGCUACAGUGUAAUCUUUUGCCUUGAUUUGCCUUUCUUUACCAGGAGACUGAAUUUUCCUUUUUGUUCUUUAAUGCAAUUGAACCUGCAUUCUGUGUGGAUUUCAAACCCUGUUGUACUGACCUGACUGUGUUUGAAGUGAAUAUUUAAGAAGAAAAAAACCCUGAUGUUUGCUGUGAUUGACUUUUAGUGGGGGAUGCAAAAAAUGGUUAAGCUCCCUUAAACUGUGAGUCUGCAACGGCUUGUUUUCAUUUCAAGUCCUCGUUUGAACCAAAUCAUUUCAACAUAUUAAACUUUUCAGGGACAAGCUGAAGAGAGGAGCACACUAAGUCAACGUUAGUGUUGCUCAGUUCAGAUCUCAAAGAGUCAUGUAUGAUAUUGCGGUGCCAUAAUGAGUGGUAUUGAAAAGUGCUUGGUGUCAUUUUAACAUUUGACAAAGUUAUGCAAGUUCACUGUUUUUAUCUCGGAAGUAAAUUCUUGUUCUUUUAAAGCUUUGAGGUCAAUCGACAACAAGAAACAUUGAUAUCAAUCACGAAUAGAAAAAGGGCAUAAUGGAUCCGCUGCAUUAUUCAUGUUUGUUUUUCCAGAGUCUAUUGUAAUGCACACACGUUCUUCAUAUUAAAAUAAAUAAACAAA